CUGCGAGUUGAGUUGCGGCAGUGAGUGUGAGCAGACGUGUGUCGUGCGAAGGUUUGUUGGGAGUUCAACUUUACACAGAGUACAACAAAAAGGGACCAUCACUGAAAAGUGUUGAGCAUGACCGAGAAAGUUCCUGUGAAAUUGCGAUUUUCAUAUUGUCUUCAGUGUCAGCGCACCUACAACAGCGACAAGACCUGCGAGCACCUGGCCGAGAAGCCCAACAUGUCCUACACAUGCGAAUGCGGCGAGAAGUUCGACAUGUCAGUUUGUUCCACUGCGGCCCUUUAUGAGGUUCACGUCAAGAGCAACAAGUGCAGCAGGUGCGACCGCGUGUUUCCGUGCGAGGGCCACCUGAAGAAGCACCAAGAGACGGAGCCCGAUUGCAUCAAACCCAUUCAGCUCACCUGCAGCUCUUGCUAUCACAUUUUCCCCAAUUAUGAGAUGUACUUGAUGCACAAGGAAAGUGCGAAGUGUAUCUGCACUUUUUGUAACAAUAGUUUCGGAUGCGAGAUUAGAUUAGCCGAACAUGUUCGCCAGUUUCAUCCUAAUCCGGCUCAAAUUAAUAAUCAAACUCCGAAUCCACUUUCCUCAAUCAAGAGAAUGCUGGCGCCACUUCCGGCGGUUAGCACUUCUCAUAAAUGUUCCACGUGCAAGUACAGAUAUUUUUCAAUGGAAAAUUACCGAAAGCAUAUGGCAGAAAACAGAUUUUGUUCCGGCUGCAACAUAACGUUCGGUUGCAUCAACGAGCUGAGGGCCCACGAGAAACUCCAGCUCCCUUGUUCGGUCUGCAGCCAUCUUGUGCACAAAGGGCAGGAGCAGCACCACUUCGACCGGCCCUGUCCGAUCUGCAAAUAUCGCUUCAAGUGUGUGAAGCAGUUUGAGCAGCACUUUGCCAAGUACUGCGGCCAGGUGACCAAUUUCGCCUGCCGCUACUGCAAGCAAAGCGUCGGAAACUGGAAUGAUUUGCAGAAGCAUAUUUUGUACAAAAGGUGUGCGAACUGCGGCCAAGAAUGCGCCUGCCGGACCUUCCUCCAGCAGCACUACGAACAAAGUCACAGUCAAAUGCUCACCUGUGCAUAUUGCCGUUGGGAAAUCCCGGUGUCCGUGGCCCAGGACCACCUCCAGGUUGCACCCUGCGCAACGUGCGGUGAAGUUGUGAGCUGCAAAUUUCUGGUGGCCGGACACGUUUGCCGAAUCAACCCGCAGCUCGUUCAAAAUCCAGUGGCUUACCCUGAAAAACUUGGUCAGACGCAGGCGAGAAGCCACCCUUACUUAAGACCUGAACCUCCACCGCCGACUCAGCACCAACUUUGGCCUGCGCAGAAAGCGGCGCUGACCGGCUUGAUGAACUUCGACUGUCCGAUUUGUUCGGAAGUAUUUGACGGGCCUGCUGGCCUGGGAAUGCACGUCAAGGCGUGCCACCCUAAAGUACCGAGUAAACCUCCCGAACCGAGCCAACCUCAACAACCUCCCCCGGAAGCGGCCGAAACAAUCGACGUGGAGGAGGAAAUCGACAGGAAGUUUGAAGCAGAUAUUUUAACAGAUUUAUUCAUUAAGCCCGAGACCAACCCAGAUGUAAAAGUUGAGAUUAAAAAGGAGGAUGUCGAUGUUGAAAUAAUUGAGGAGGUGUGCACUUAUGUAAAUAUUCCAAUCAAUUAAUGAUUAAUUUUAUCUAAAAUAAUUUAUAAAAGAAAAAAAUAUGAUUGUCAUUUUUAUGUGGGCACAGAAGAAUUAAUGCACGUGUCUUUGAGGAGAGAAAUUUACCUAAAAUUUUAUAUAAUAUUUUUAUAUGUCAUGGAGUAUUCAAUGUGAACUUUUUAUCAAAUUGAACUUUUGUAAUAUAUUUAGGAAAUGUACUGUACAAAUUCAUUCAUUUAUUAAAACUCGCUGGACCUGAGCGCAGAGGAGUGCAGAUUUGUGGAUUCCCAGUUAUAAAAAUAAUGACUUUUUCUUCUAUUUUGUAUUGGUUUAUGUUAAAUUUAGAAUUUUUUAUUAUAUUAAUCUCUAAUAAAGCAAUAGAUUUAUAUGCUACAAAAAAUAUUAUACACACUAAAGAAGAGUGUGCAAGAAAACUGCCUUUGAUUUUGUUUGCAAUGUGAACUUAUAAAAUUGAACUUUUGUAACAAAAUAAAUGUAGCAAUUAAAGUGUGCAAAAAAAGAAACUCGCCCGUUUAACAUUUUUGAUAUGAAUAUCACAAAAACAAAAAUAUAUUUUUAAAUUUAUAAACCAGCAGAAUUUUUCUCCUAGGCUUAAUAAUUAUUUCAAGUCGAAUGACUUAAUUAUUUUAAUAAAUUACGAUGAAGUACACUAAUU
Neocloeon triangulifer is the source of this 2314-nucleotide messenger RNA. Its product is annotated as histone-lysine N-methyltransferase PRDM9-like. Lineage: Eukaryota; Metazoa; Arthropoda; Insecta; Ephemeroptera; Baetidae. Gene Ontology annotation, biological process: regulation of transcription by RNA polymerase II. The record is from RefSeq and is a predicted model, not a curated record. The coding region runs from base 118 to 1659 and encodes 513 amino acids. The transcript is spliced from 3 exons. Gene Ontology annotation, molecular function: sequence-specific DNA binding; DNA-binding transcription factor activity, RNA polymerase II-specific. Gene Ontology annotation, cellular component: nucleus.